GGGGAAAGCCCAGGGAGGGUAAUAUGUUCAGCGUGUCCUUCGCCUUAUGAUCUGUGUGGACGCGACCUCUACGCGUUUUGUCAGCUAGAUUUGGUCGUGCUUUCUUUUCCGUACUUUCCUUUGUAGUUUACAGAUGGAUACAGGCAAUCGAACAACAUUAAAAGUAGAGGAAGGAUGAAGCAUGGCGGAUGGUUUACGCGAUAACUCGCAGAGAUGCUAGCAGUUCUGGAUGUUUUAUCAAUGUGGGUUUCCUUAUAAGUCGCUGCGGGCGGGAUAUACUUGAAUCAUGGUGCUGAGAUCUAGACGCGAAUCGUAUCUUCUCACGAAGCGUACCAUCCUCCCCCGUUAGAGGAAACCUUCGUUACCUGCAUUAUCACGAAUUGCUAUGUUGCAUCUAUGGAUGCUAUUAAGUGGAUGCUGUAUGUGCAUAGUCAUUAGUCGUUUCUACACGUCAUGCUGUCUGUUGAAGGUAGUCUAAUAGAAGCGAAACGUACGCGCUCAAGACGUUGAUGGUGUAUAGUGUAUGGAAAAAUUGGAACCAGCCAAACAAUGCUUUUGUGCUACAGUGUACGAUCAAGAGUCUAAUGGAUCCAUUGGGAUGGGUCAACCUGCAAAAAGGAAGAUAAAAUUAAUAGAAAUGGUUUUUCUUUUAAUUGCACACGCGUUAGACCCAAGCGAAGAUCUAACGCAGCUGUACUCAGGCGCCACUCUGCAACAAACGAAAAACAAGCUCUACCCGAUCUACACAGAACAAUUGUUUCAUUUUAACAUAUGUCUAGGAGUGUUCAACAAACAACACACGCUUACGAAGGAACUGAACUUGGGAGGAUGGAACGAAGAAUAUUACGGUUUGGACUAUGUCCAUGCAACACUGGCACAACCCCGACAACCCACAUCUAUUCUGCCCAACGUCAGCUUGUGAUCGGGUUCGAGUUCGAAGCUUGCUUUACUACGACCUCGUCAACGUUUUGCGAACCGCUAUUCCCUGACGCCAUAGUUAAGUUGGACCAGCCUGAUUUUUUUGUGAUCAGGCAUCGGCAACCGACAACAGGACCGCAUUAAUCAAGCAUCCGGAUAUUUCGGGCUACCGCUGCUGUAGCCGUUGCUACAAUUAAAUAACUCGAUUCUCUCUCGACGGGAUAUUCUUUGCUUGUAUGUGCUGAAAGUAAAGCCAAUACUCAUUGGGCCAUAUGUACGACUACCUCUUCCGCCAAAAAUAUUUUCAUUAUCAAUAGAAUGCAGGUGUGUCAUACUGCGAUCGUGUCCUACUCAACUAUAGUUUAAGUGACAGUGAUUUCCGCGAUUAACUACGAUGGUUUGCACAACUUACUAAAUUAACUUCCUGUAAAAUAUAUCCACAAUUUCAGACGUGACGCAAUACACGUACUACCGUAAGCAUUUUGACGACUCACUUUAAAUGUGUCCACAUGUCU
This is a messenger RNA of Varroa destructor (honeybee mite), 1433 nucleotides long. RefSeq lists its product as uncharacterized. The record is from RefSeq and is a predicted model, not a curated record. Lineage: Eukaryota; Metazoa; Arthropoda; Arachnida; Mesostigmata; Varroidae.